AUUCUGGAUCUGGCAACCCUGACUAGCCGGCCGCCGAUCAGGGCUCAUGACAAUUUGGCAUAAGUUGUCCUUUUCUCUACAUGGCGAUUAUAUUUGAACAGUAUUUUCAGGUAUUUUCGGCACCUUCUACCUUUCAUCCAUUUUGAUUUCAAUUCAAUUUGAAUUGGUUUGAAUUGGUUUGGUCGGUGGUGGUGAAUAUUGAAAGCCAUAUUAAAUGCGCAGGGGGAUUAUACACGGUUGAUGUGCACUGAGGUGGAUUAAUUUUCGUACAAAAUUAAUAUAUACCUGCUACUAACAGAGCGUCAGCAACUAUUUCUUGAUCAGUGGGCCGGCCGCGGCGGGGACGCAGUGAGGUGGCGGAGGCCCGGUGACGCUGCCAGCUGAGCGGUACUGCCCCUCUCCUGAGGUGUCGGUGGUCUGAGAGGUCGGGCGGACCGACGUGACCCGCCGGCCGCCUGCCAUGCUGCUCUGGCGGCUGACGGUCCGCGGUGGCCCGCUGUGCCGGCGGGCGCGCCUGACCUGGCCGGCGCCCCACACAGCGGCCGUCACCGCCGGCGCGCACUGGCUGGCCGCCGGACCCAGCCGCGGCCGCAGACGUCUGCUUGCCAGCCCUCCCCUAGUCCGUGGCUGCUUUCACCCUGGGGCCUCGACGCUCUCGCAAGAGAGCCUCGGUCCUCUGCAGGGACCGGAUGUCUCCUCCUCACAAAUGGUCAAAACCAUGCUCGGAUACGUCUGGCCGAAGGACGACAAGGAGAGCCGGCGCCGAGUGGUGGCCGCCGUCGGUCUGCUGGCCGGCGCCAAACUGCUGAACGUCCAGGUGCCGUUCAUAUUCAAAUCGCUGGUGGACUACCUGAACACGCACACGGGAGAGAUGCUGACGCUGGCCGAGCCGGUCAGCACAGUGACCACCUACGCCACCGCGCUGGUGAUCGGAUACGGUCUGGCGCGCGCCGGAGCGGCCGCCGGUAACGAGCUGCGUAACGCCGUGUUUGCCACCGUGGCGCAGCGCUCCAUCAGGAAGGUGGCCAAGAACGUGUUCCUGCACCUGCACGAGCUCGACCUGAGCUUCCACCUGAGCCGGCAGACGGGAGCGCUCUCCAAGGCGAUCGACCGAGGCAGCCGGGGCAUCAACUUCGCCCUCUCGGCGCUGGUGUUUAACGUGGUGCCCACCAUUUUCGAAGUCAGUCUCGUCAGCGGCAUACUGUGGUACAGCUGCGGGCCGGCGUUUGCCGGUGUGACGCUGUCGUGUAUCGCUGCGUACACGGCUCUGACACUGGGAAUCACCCAGUGGCGCACCAAGUUCCGAGUUCAGAUGAACAAAGCCGACAACGAGGCCGGCAACAAGGCCGUCGACUCACUCAUCAACUACGAGACCGUUAAGUACUUCAACAACGAGAAGUACGAGGCGGACCAGUACGACGCCGUACUGGCCAAGUACGAGCACGCCUCGCUCAAGACAACCACGUCUCUGGCGCUGCUCAACUUUUCGCAGAACGCCAUCUUCAGCACAGCGCUGGCAGCCAUCAUGGUGCUGGCGAGUCGAGAGAUCGUCAACGGUAACAUGUCGGUGGGUGACCUGGUGAUGGUGAACGGCCUGCUCUUCCAACUCUCCAUCCCGCUGAAUUUCCUCGGCUCGGUGUACAGGGAGAUCCGCCAGGCUCUGAUCGACAUGAAGGCCAUGUUCACACUGCUCAACGUGCAGCCCAAAGUCCAGAACAAGCUGCAGGCCCCGGCUCUGUCUGUCACUCCGGAGACGGCGUCCAUAGCGUUCGACAACGUGUCCUUCCGCUACCUGAACGACCAGUCGAUUCUGCGGGACCUCAGCUUCACCGUGGAGCCGGGGCACAAAGUGGCGCUGGUCGGCGGAUCCGGAUCCGGGAAGUCGACCGUGAUCCGCCUUCUGUACCGGUUCUUCGAGCCCUGCUCGGGAUCGAUCUCCAUCAACGGUCAGAAUAUCCAGGACGUGGACCUCGAGUCACUGCGGAAAUCCAUCGCCGUUGUACCGCAGGACUCUGUGCUCUUUCACGACACCAUCUACCAUAAUCUGGCGUACGGAGACCUGAGCCGACCCAAGGAAGAUGUGUACGAGGCUGCCAAGAUGGCUGACCUGCACGACUCCAUCCUCAACUGGCCCAACGGAUACGACACGCAAGUAGGAGAGCGUGGUCUGAAGCUCUCCGGAGGCGAGAAGCAGCGGGUGGCCAUCGCACGCGCCAUCCUGAAGGACUCACCUAUCCUCAUCUUUGACGAGGCCACGUCGUCGCUGGAUUCCAUCACAGAAGGGAACAUAAUGGACGCGCUGCGGCGGGCCACCAAGGGACGCACCUCCAUCUGCAUCGCUCACCGUCUCUCCACCGUGCUCGACGCCGACCAGAUCCUGGUGCUGGGCGAGGGCCGGGUCGUCGAGCGCGGAACCCACUCCGAGCUGCUGCGCAACCCCGACGGUCUCUACACGCGCCUCUGGCAGUCGCAGUACUACAACGGCGAGGCAUGACAGCGCCACGGGCGGCUCUAGGAAAAUGUGGACUUUAGGCGGUGGAAUCGAGCUUCUCGGACGGAGCUGUGGCGGUGGACGGCAGAGUUGAGGUGAGGAGAAGCGGGGAGUGAUGUGUGCUUGCAGCGGUGGAGUCGGCUAUUGCUAGCAACGGGUGACGAGCUAGAAAUCAGGCGGCGAGAUAGCGUUAGUAUUAUGAUGAUUUGACAUCAGGUGGUUGUUACGAAGUCAGGCGAAUAUGUGAUAUGGCCAGCCAAGCUCUACUGAAGAGUUCAGGGCGGUAUAUGACUGUUACGUGGACAGGUUACUGAAUUAUUUGCGUCAGUCUGGCCAAUGGUGGCAGUGGUGCUCCCCUAUCCCUAUAUGCCGUUUUAUUGGAUGAUCUACUUUCUCUGUUAAUUCAACAACAGUCUGCCUUAUGUCGUGGUAUCGUCUAAGAUUGUUUUCUCACAGUCCAAAAAUUUUGGCAUACCCUACCCUUCAGAGUCGUAACGUUACUCAUAUAGAAACAAAUUGAAAAUUAUGUAUUUCAUGCCGAUUUUUUGAUGAGCUCUUGACUCUUUCAUUUUCUUGAGGUCAGGAAGGGAAUGUGUGUCGCCAGACUGAUAAAUUAUGUGAGAUAUGCCACAACGAACUAAUGUAAUGGGCCCCGCUGAACAUAUCUGCUGGACGAGACUGACAAGUGAUUCGGACGACAAUCAUUCCCAGCAUCAAAAUGGUCCGGCCUGCAGUCGUCCGGAGCACAGGGUUUAUAUACCUACCUAAAAAGCACAUCUGAGCUUUAUUGCUGAGAUGCAUACGAGCUCAAAAUCCGUACCACAGCUAAGCACUAAGCAGUCAUCGCUAAAAUCUAUAGCUGUCAUUCGCCAUCGUUUCAGCUAAAUUUUAUCCAUAGCUGCAGUCACAUAUUGAACGUUAUUGAAACGCGGUAUGAACUUGAAUGGUUGACUCAAGUAUUCUAUUGAGUGCAGGAUGUAGUUUCGCGGAGAAGGCAAUGAAAUCAACGACCUCUGAGCUAAUUGUCAUUAAUCCCCGGCUAAUGUCCGAUCUUGCGUUGUCUCUUCACUCGGUUGAUAUGCCUCUUGGUCUUCACAUAUCCUCGAAUGUGUGACUUUUGACCUUUGGUUAUCAAAACGAUUUCGGAACACCUCUCGAUUUUCUGUCUAAGAAGGGUGCAGCGACCUACCUGCCACCCAGAUAUGCGUGAAUGUUCGUGGAAUGUAGUCAUACAUUGAGAACAAAGGUUUCAAUGUGCGAAGGCGUGUGUAGUGCGGACACCCCUGGACACUGUGCAGUUCAGUGGCAGUGGAUUUCACUAAUUGUACAAAUAGAUGCGGGGUGUUGUUUGUCACAUUGAUGGAUAAUAUAUUACCCGACUUUUAAACGUU
Messenger RNA from Amphibalanus amphitrite, 3882 nucleotides. Its product is annotated as iron-sulfur clusters transporter ABCB7, mitochondrial-like. The record is from RefSeq and is a predicted model, not a curated record. Gene Ontology annotation, cellular component: mitochondrial inner membrane. The transcript has 15 exons. Gene Ontology annotation, biological process: transmembrane transport; intracellular iron ion homeostasis. NCBI's taxonomy places the organism in Eukaryota, Metazoa, Arthropoda, Thecostraca, Balanomorpha, Balanidae. Gene Ontology annotation, molecular function: ATP binding; ATP hydrolysis activity; ABC-type transporter activity. Bases 461 to 2494 code for a protein of 677 amino acids.